Messenger RNA from Linum trigynum, 950 nucleotides. The record is from the annotation of a GenBank genome assembly. NCBI's taxonomy places the organism in Eukaryota, Viridiplantae, Streptophyta, Magnoliopsida, Malpighiales, Linaceae.
AAAGAUAUUCUUUUACUCCUUUCCCCUAACUUAACUCAAAAUCCACCCUUUCCCGUCAAACUACCCUCCACUUCCCCUUGACUCAAUAACCGCCGCCCACCUCUGUAAAUCAUCGUCCUCAAUCACCCACCCCAUCCCCGACCUAUUAACUUAUAGGUACCUAAUUAUAAUUGUACAUAUAUGUCUUAGUCAUUAACUUUCAUUAGGGUUUGAUUGAGGACCUAUAUAUAUAUAUGUUGUGACCGUGGCUGUAAAGUAUUACGUUGAAUAAGAUUGGCUUUAGAGGGUUUAGGAUCUCCCGUGGACGUAUAGUCCUGGAAAUCAGUUGGGAUACCACAUUAAAAGAUUGUGUUCUUGUUCUUCGUAUAUAGUUUGACAUUGUAUCAGAGCGACGGGUUUUUUGUUGAACCCUAUUGUUCGUAGUUUCUUAGCAGAUGGUAGAUCUCAUUUUUCGGUAGUGGUGUGCCUAUGGAUCCAACAAAGAUGGAUAUGGUUGCAGUCAAGAUUGAUGGGAAUAACUUCCCUCUAUGGGAAUUUCAGUUCCGGAAUUUUGUAAAAGGCAAGCGGCUUUCAUCUGUUUUGGCAGGUGAAUCAAAGCGUCCUAGCGUGGAUGCUAUGAAGAAGCAGAAGGAGGAUUGGGCAUCGUCUAAUGCCCAGGUUGUGACGUGGUUGUUGGCCUCCGUUGAUGUUCAAACGAUGUUGAGCCUGCGCCAUUUUGGAACAGCUCACGACAUGUGGCGGCAUAUCUGUGAUACGCAUUCUCAGGCAAAUACGUCACGCAUUUAUGAACUUGAGACUUCUAUCUCGAGCGUUUCUCAAGGACAACGCAGUCAAAAUUGGGAUUUUGAUCGUAAAAUCGUAGCAUUUUAGAAUUUUACUUAGAGGUUCUGAUACGAUUUUACUAUAAAAUUGAUGGACCUAAAAAUUAGGAUUAAAAUUGUUAAAAUCUU